Linum trigynum is the source of this 849-nucleotide messenger RNA. The record is from the annotation of a GenBank genome assembly. Lineage: Eukaryota; Viridiplantae; Streptophyta; Magnoliopsida; Malpighiales; Linaceae.
AGAAAAUAUGGAUUGAAAGUCAUAGUUGACUUGCACGCGGCCCCAGGCUCACAAAAUGGGUUUGAACAUAGCGCUUCAAGGGACGCUUCUCAGCAGUGGGGAUUAACCCAUGAAAAUAUAAGACAAACCAUUAAUGUGAUAGACUUUUUGACUGCAAGGUACGUAAAGAGCCCAAGCUUGUAUGCCAUCGAGCUAAUAAAUGAACCACUAUCUCCUGGAGUGUCUUUGUCUAGCUUGGAAGAAUAUUAUCAGGGAGGAUAUGACGCCGUUAGAGCCCACUCUCAAACGGUAUACGUAGUGUUGUCAAACCGAUUAGGGUCUGAAGCCAAACCCAGAGAGUUGUUUGCACUAGCCAGUGGAUUCAAAGGAGCCGUGAUCGAUGUUCAUUACUACAGUCUCUUCUCCAACAUCUUUGACAACAUGACCGUCCAGGAAAAUAUUGAUUUCAUUCGCACAAACCGUUCGUCUGAAUUGAGUUACUUGACGACUUCCAAUGGCCCUCUCAUUUUUGUUGGGGAGUGGGUGGCCGAGUGGAAAAUUUCAAAGGCAAGCAAGGAUGAUCUUUCAAGGUUUGGCGAGGCUCAAUUAGAGGUCUAUGGGCGUGCAACUUUUGGUUGGUCGUAUUGGGCACUCAAGAAUGUCAACAACCAUUGGAGUUUGGAGUGGAUGAUUGACAAUGGUUUCAUAAAACUUUAGUCCCCAUUUAGUAUCAUUUAGUGUUUUUUCUCUAUUGCCAAGUAAAAAAAAAUGCUAAAACCAAGGAUAAAACACGAUCAUUGUAGUUUUGUUGUUGUUGGGGAAUUGGGCUUCACUAACACAGUCCAAUCCAAACAAAUGCAAAUAAGUGGC